CACGACUGGUGGAUGUUUGCAAGCAUCUUAAUACCUACGGCAAACACAAGCAGUAGUAGCAAGCAAACAGCCUACGGCAAUACCUCGCUGUCGAAUUCUCUACUUUGUUCUGUCCGAGUUUUUCUAGCUGGAGAAAACUAUGGAAAUAAGGAGGACUGUACUGGAUUUGCGAGAAUAUAAAAGAGAAAGGUGUAUUGGAAAAGGUGGUUUUGGGAUAGCUUUCCUUUGCAAAGGUCGUGAUGGAAAGAAGUGCGUCAUAAAAGAAAUAUAUGUCGGCCAUUUGCCGGAUGAUGAAGUGGUCACAUCAUGCAAAGAAGCAGCAAUCCUUUCAUCCUUGAAACAUCCAAAUAUAAUUGAAUACAAGAACCAUGCAGUCAUAGAUAAAUUCCUUUUUAUCGUCAUGGAAUACGCGCCUGAUGGCGAUCUCAGCGAAUAUAUUUUGAAAAUACAGCCCGAUCCUCCAGAGAAAAAGAUAGUCGCAUUGCUCGCCCAAUUGGUGGCAGGGAUAGCCUACAUCCACGAGAACGGCAUCGUACACAGAGACAUCUGCGCCAAGAAUGUUCUCAUAGGAAGAGGAGAAGUUCUAAAACUCUCCGACUUUGGAGUGUCCAAAAGACUAGAGAGCAUAUCCAGUGGAGCUGUAGCUGGAAAUCCAAUGAACUUCGCCCCUGAGCUGUGCUGGGGCGGCAAGGCGACUCCGGCCUCCGACAUCUGGGCGCUGGGCUGCCUCCUGCACCACAUGGUGAAGGGAUCCCUCCCGUUCACUGCGCCCUCCCUGGCCGGGGUGGUGAGGACCAUCGUGAGCUCAGGGCCGGUUCGCCUCCCCGGCUACUCCAGACUGCUCUGCGAGCUCCAGCGGUCGCUCCUCGCCAAAGAGCCCAGGGCGCGCCCUACGGCCGACCAGCUGCUGGCGCAUCCACUCCUCGCCAUACCCGUCUUGGAGGCUGGUCUUCCCAGACCGCUCCAGGUCUCCGAAUUUGAAUUCUAUGGUAUAUAAUAGCAGCUGAAGCCGAGGAAGUCUUGUAAUUCUAAACACAAAAUCUAUAAAGAAUUUUCCGAGGCGUUGAAUGGCCCUAAGAAAUAUUAGCAACAAUAUUGACUUGCAACACGAAGAAUAUAGCAACAAACAAUACUCCUAAAAUAUUUUAAUUAUUGAAACGUUGUAUGAAUAGAUUGUGAACUAAAUAAUUCAUAAAAAUGAAAAUAUCUAUCCAUUAAAAUAUAAUGAUUUGUUUUA
Nezara viridula (southern green stink bug) is the source of this 1237-nucleotide messenger RNA. The record is from the annotation of a GenBank genome assembly. NCBI's taxonomy places the organism in Eukaryota, Metazoa, Arthropoda, Insecta, Hemiptera, Pentatomidae.